CAGAGCAGUUGUGUGAUUUCCUGAGGAUUCCGUUGCUGGAGCUAGGGAUAAAAGUUCAUUUAUACACACAACAACCUGCAAGUCCAGUUUCUAUUCUUCUCUCUUUCUGCCUUCCCCUUCCCCCACUUUGAACCAGAGUAGCCAAAUUGAGGCGUGCUUUAAACAGCUUGAGGACUGAUCUGAAAGAGGAAGAAGAAUUUGUAUACAUUGGCUAGCAUAUGUGCCCUGCCCUCGUCUCCUCUUGAAAAUAGCAACAACUCAUCUUUUCAAAGAAGUUUGCCUAAAAGAGCAGGCACACUGUGAAUGGUGUUUACUUUCAGGACUUCCAGGGUAUUCAAAUUUACUGUACAGCUGACCAACGAUGAUUAGCUUUCCAAGGGACGGAUAGAUUGGAUUUACUGAAGACCUGGAGCUUGCUUCUGAGAGUGAAUGCAAAAGACCCUAAAUUGCCAACCUUCAGGUUAACAGCUUAGGCUUCAUCUGAUAUUAUAUCAUAAGAAGCGCUGACCACUAACCAAGAACAUUCGUGAAGGGUACUGCGGUGCCAGAAUUAGGCACCAAGAAGACUCUCCUAGAGAAACAUGGAUGGAGUUGGAAAUCUGACAGUAUCUUCUUCCAGUAGUAAUGCAUGCAAUGACACUAUUGAUGAUUUCCGAAAUCAAGUGUAUUCCACCUUGUACUCUAUGAUCUCCGUUGUGGGCUUCUUUGGCAAUGGCUUUGUGCUCUAUAUUCUCAUAAAAACAUAUCAUGAGAAGUCAGCCUACCAAGUAUACAUGAUUAAUUUAGCAGUAGCUGAUCUACUGUGUGUGUGCACACUACCUCUCCGUGUGGUCUAUUAUGUUCACAAAGGCAUUUGGCUCUUUGGUGACUUUUUGUGUCGCCUCAGCACCUAUGCCUUGUAUGUCAACCUCUAUUGUAGCAUCUUCUUUAUGACAGCCAUGAGCUUUUUCCGGUGCAUUGCAAUUGUCUUCCCAGUCCAAAAUAUUAAUUUGGUUACACAGAAAAAAGCCAGGCUUGUGUGUGUUGGUAUUUGGAUUUUUGUGAUUUUGACUAGUUCUCCAUUUUUAAUGUCCAAAUCUUACAAAGAUGAGAAAAAUAAUACCAAGUGCUUUGAGCCUCCACAGGACAAUCAAGCUAAAUAUUAUGUCUUGGUCUUGCAUUAUGUGUCAUUAUUUUUUGGAUUUAUCAUUCCUUUCAUUAUUAUAAUUGUCUGUUACACAAUGAUCAUUUUGACCUUACUAAAAAAUUCAAUGAAGAAAAAUCUAUCAAGUCGUAAAAAAGCUAUAGGAAUGAUCAUAGUUGUGACAGCUGCCUUUUUGAUCAGCUUCAUGCCAUAUCAUAUUCAACGUACCAUUCACCUUCAUUUUUUACACAAUGAAACAAAACCCUGUGACUCUGUACUUAGAAUGCAAAAGUCAGUGGUCAUAACCUUGUCUCUGGCUGCAUCAAAUUGUUGCUUUGACCCUCUACUAUAUUUCUUUUCAGGGGGGAACUUUAGGAGAAAGCUGUCUACAUUUAGAAAGCAUUCUUUGUCCAGCAUGACUUAUGUACCCAAGAAGAAGACCUCCUUGCCAGAAAAAGGAGAAGAAGUAUAUAAAGAAUAGUUUAAGCCCAUUUUUGAUGGAUUCCAAAAUCACUAUUUUCUCAAAUCAUUCACAGCAAAAAUAAGAGCUUCCAUCAAUAAUUUACCCUUAUUUGACUUAAUGACCUAGAAAUCUAUCUCAUUUAUGAAUUCACAUUAUUAGAGGUCCUAAAGAUAUUUUUAGUGUUAAAAUUCAGUUCAGGUCUAUGAACUAAAUUAUAAAUGAUUUUCUGAUCUUUCACCUAAAGAUGGACAAAAUUUGUAUCUUGGCACUGUAAAACAUAGGUCUGAGAUUAAAGUUUUCCCUCUCAAAUAAAAGCUUUACAAAGGGUAAGAACUAGCUUUUUAAGAUAUAAAUUUAGCUAAUAGUGAUCCUAACAUAUUUCUUUGCAUGCAUGCCAACAGAUGAGAACUGGAGUGAGCCAGGAGCUACAUAAAAUGUACUAUCAUCCUCUUUCUUUGUAGCACUGAUUGGCUAGGAAAUCACAGCCAUUUCUUUCCCUCGAGAAAAUGAUCACGUGUUAAAACAGCCUAGUCUUCAGCCAAAUGGCCCUAAAGUCUCCAUUCAAUGUACAAUCUGGAAACUGAGGAAGGUAAACCUGAUCAAAAGCUAGUUUGUCUCCAAUUUUCUUCUGAUUCUGCCUUAGGCUCCCAAAAGAGAAUAGUGGGGUUUUUGUUGCUCAUUGAGAUUCUUUUAGGGAACUCUCUCCCUAAACAAGAUGCAAUCCUUCCUUAAUAAAGCAGAUGACUGGCACUACCAUCUAAUAACAGAAAUCAUUUAAAAUUUAUCUAAAGAAGAGGAAAGGGAAUUUACUUUUCUACACACUUAUUACUGGAACCACAAUGAACUGCAAUGAUUCUCUGAAUAAAAAUUUGAAUGUUGAUAUUGCAAAUUUUAAGAAGUACUUACAUUUAUGCAUAUUGUGUAAACUAUAUGUAAGAAAUUUUGCUGUAUGCAUUUAUGAGUGGAAGUCAGUUAUAACCUUUGUUAUAUUUUAUGCUUUUUACUUUUAUUAGCAUGUUGACAGGAAUACCAAAGAUAUACUGCAGUGGUUUUUUAUGUUAUAGUGGAAUCUCUUCUUAAAAUAGCAACAGUUUGAUUAUGGCUGAAAUAUAAUAUUCAUGAGAAAGUU
Molecule: messenger RNA, 2715 nt
Organism: Odocoileus virginianus texanus
Lineage: Eukaryota; Metazoa; Chordata; Mammalia; Artiodactyla; Cervidae
Gene: CYSLTR1
Product: cysteinyl leukotriene receptor 1
Biological process (GO): G protein-coupled receptor signaling pathway
Cellular component (GO): plasma membrane
Molecular function (GO): leukotriene receptor activity
Source: RefSeq, a predicted model, not a curated record